AUGUCAAAAGUCCUGGCCGCAGCUCUUGCCUUCAUCGCCAUUUGCCUGAUCCUUGUCAGCGCAGCGCCCGCCCCGCCCUCUCGGCUGCUGGACGCCCAGACGGCCAUCCAAAAGAUAAUCGAUGCCUACAAUCGCAUUCCGGGACCCUCGGUUGUCCACCCCUGGGAGGUGGCCAGAGUGAUUGACCCAAACACCUUUGUGGCCCACUUUUAAGGCUCCGCCUCUCCCCUGACCACCUGUACAACUCAACCAAAAUGCUCGAAUAAAUUCUACACAAAAUAUAAGUUAAACGAAACCAAAACUCUUUGAAUUCCUUCCAGCCAAGCUUUCCUUACUCAGCAUCUAAAAUGCUUUUAAACACUGCAAUUUAAGGGCUUAAUUGC
This is a messenger RNA of Drosophila biarmipes, 383 nucleotides long. RefSeq lists its product as uncharacterized. The record is from RefSeq and is a predicted model, not a curated record. The transcript has 2 exons. Lineage: Eukaryota; Metazoa; Arthropoda; Insecta; Diptera; Drosophilidae. Bases 1 to 213 code for a protein of 70 amino acids.